Messenger RNA from Homarus americanus (American lobster), 7343 nucleotides. RefSeq lists its product as uncharacterized. Bases 244 to 5526 code for a protein of 1760 amino acids. The transcript has 2 exons. Lineage: Eukaryota; Metazoa; Arthropoda; Malacostraca; Decapoda; Nephropidae. The record is from RefSeq and is a predicted model, not a curated record.
GCGGAGGUGCGUGGCUGCACCGGGCUCAGUCAGCAGCACCCGUGUGGAGAGACACACACACACAGGCCAUCGAUCCACCAGCCACUAGAGUUGAUUCCUGCCACCACCGCUAGAUGGUACACCCUCCGCCACGGCCGACUUUCACAGCAGCCAGUAGCCGUAGAGACUUUAUCGCCGUGGGCCGUACGCCCUCUCCUGCCCGCCCGCGCCCACACAUGUUCCACUUAACGCGGGCGUGGUAAGAUGGCAUCUGCGGCACUGAACAGUGGGCUGCUGGAGGCUCUGGUGUCACGCGGCACGACGCCCCACGUCACCGGGAGGGACGCCCACCCACGCCCACCUCCCUCCCCAAACACCGCUGUCGAGGUUCCCUCCGUGGCCCACCAUUCCUACCUCCACGCCCACUUCCAGGCAGUUGCAUCCCAUUACGGAGGAGACCCCCACGAGAUGUCCACCUCGGGAGGGGACGCCACGACCGAGGAUGACGAGGCCAGUCUCAAUGAUCAGCUUACCCACUUUUAUAGCAAGUCCUCCCUCGGCGACGACCUCCUGUCGGCGUCGGCCAAGAAGAGGCGCAAGCAGAGCAAGCCAGUGCGGUUACCGACGCCCCAGGGAGAGCCUGGGGACGGUGAAGAACAAACGGAAAUUAAGACCGAAGAAACACAGUUCGAUUCUGAAAUGUCUAAUCCAUCGGCAGAAGGUGACGAGGGUCUCACGUGUUCGUAUUGCCACCUUCAGGCUCCUUCUGAAGACAGUCUUAGACGACACAUUAUUGAGGAACACAUAGGACGUUUGCUUAGUGACGAUGAGGCCCGUCAGCAGCAGCACCACCAGAAACAAGAACCAGUAGAGCUCCUCAAGGGAGAAGACGGAGCCACGCCCCUGAACCUGUCAAGUCCCCGGUGGGAGGGAGGAGGACCCCCCACAAGGCCACAGGAAGAGGAUGGCAGAAGCCCGCCUACCUCAAUUCCAAUGCCGUCAUCGUUCGGCGAAAUGAAGUUCAACUUACCCGGCCUCCUGCCGUUAGCGCCUCCACAUUUCCUAUUACCAUUCCUACAACAGGCAGAGCACGAGCGGCUGUCAGCAGGCCAUACACCACAGAACAACUCUUCUCCAUCUUUCUCAGCUAAUGGUCAACAGCAUCGAAUCUUCAACCAACAAGCUUACUGUGAUCUGUGCAAUAAAGAAUUCUGCAACAAAUACUUUCUCAAGACUCAUAAAGCCAACAAGCACGGCAUUUACUCUCCGGAGUUUAGUAGUUCCCCCACAAACAUGACCACUGGCCACACCACCCCUCUGGGCCCUAGUGUGCCUCUGGCCUCACCUCUAGGUCCUAGUCUUGGUUCAGGGGGGCUCGUCGGGUCUCCUUAUGCCGGGGCCUUCAUUGCUGCCACCAUGAACAGCCUCCCGCUGCGGCCUCCACUUCUACCUACUCAUCCUGGUGCCAGUAAACCCAUUCCAAUGCCCAAAACAGAACCCGGCAGUAGCAGCAGUAGCAGUAACAGCAAGGCUGGUGGCGUCAUAAACCUGGAGGCUUACUGCGAGCUGUGCCAAAAAGAAUUCUGUAACAAAUACUUUCUGAAGCGUCACAAGUCAAAGAUCCACGGCAUCACCAUCGACGUAGUAACAAAACCUAAAACUCCCGGCCAGGUGCCCGUCCGUUUGGCACCGGACAGACCUGAAGGUUGGUGCGACGCUUGCCGGAGGGACAUCGGAGGUCGGGCGCCGCUCAACGCCCACAAGUUACAGGUUCACGGCCCUCAUAUAGUGGCCCCCCUCCCCUCACCUCACAGCACAUCUCCCCACCCCUUGAAGAACCCAAGAACUCCCACGCCUAACAACGGGCGCAAGAGUAGCCCAGAUCACAGGGACCCUAGGGAUUACUUCAGUCCUUGGGAGUCCCUGAAGGAUCCUCGCGAGCAAAGCAGAGAGCCAUGGGACUCUGGUAAGGACAUUGGUGAACUACCAAGGGAGGCGAGAGAUCCUUCAAGAGACACUAUGGCCCGUAGUCCUUGGGAGAGACCCUUAGGAUCACCCUGGGAUAUUGUCAGGGAACUGCCCAGAGUCCCUGAUGGCCCCAGAACAUCCCCUAAAGACAAUAUACAGAGAAGCGAGUCCUGGAGCAAGCAGGAACAUCGUAGCAGUGACCAUUACAAUCAUCGCGAUGACCGAGACGGACCUCUAGCCCAUCUCGACCGUCUACCAGACUCCCACGACUUCCCACUGGACGCUCGCGAUAUGCAGACGAUGAGAGAGGAACAACAGCGUGAGUGGGAGAUGCAACAGCGGGACCUAGAGCAGCAGCAUCGUGAACGUGUACAGCAACAGUACUUAGAACGUGAGCGACAGCAACGAGAGCGAGAGAUGCAGCAGCGAGAACGAGACCAGUGGGAACAUGAGCGAGAACGGGAACGAAAUUUAUACAGAGAGCAGCAACUUGAACGUGAACAGUACGAACGUGAACAACGGGAACGCAUUUUAAUGGACAGGCAACGUGAGCUUGAACAACACCAUGAGGAGAUAAGGAGAGAAAACGAGGCGGAAGGUAAUCGAGACUCACUCUACCAGGAUGAUGAAGGACGUCAACGGGAGGGGCAGCAGAGUGACUCGGAGGCCAAAGACCAUGAAAAGGGAGAAAGUAAUGACCUCCAGCAUACCCAAGAGGACACAGAGGAACACCAAGGUCGUGCGGACGGCAGAGAGGGAGAACAACUGAAACAAGAAAGUGGUGGAGAUUCUGAAAGACGGAAAGAAGGACCUGAAAACCGUGAAGUUCCUAAAGAUCAAGAGGGAGAAGUGGACGGCCGGGAGAAAGGAUAUGAAGGAAGAGAAGGAGGACCCAAAACCCAUGGAGGAUCUGAUGGGCAUGAAGAAAGCUUUCGAGCUCGUGAAGGUAGCACUGGUGGCCGUGAAGGCAGUCUCGGUGGCCGUGAAGGCAGCCUCGGUGGCCGUGAAGGCAGCAUCGGAGGUCGUGAAGGCAGCAUCGGAGGCCAUGAAGGAAGCCUUGAAGGACGCGAGGCAGGGCUUGAUGGUCGUGAAAUUAACAGAGAUCCCCUUCGUGACGGAUAUCGAACUCCUGGGGGCAGCAGCGCGGACGAGAGCUCCCGAGAGACUGGUCUCAUCGCCCGCGUCGGUCAGCCAGCGAUGGUCCAGGCGCCUCCAGGAACCAAGUUCACCCCCGAGCAGCUCCGGCAACUGGGAGUCAUCAACCCCGAUGCCUUCUGUGAACUCUGCUGCAAGGAGUUCUGCAACAAAUACUUCCUCCGGACGCACCGAAUUAAAAAACAUGGCAUUUAUACACCUGAAUUUUCCGACAGAAGUAAGAGUCAACAAAAAGAGAGUUCUCCCAUGAAUCUCGCAAGACUCUUGGAGCGUCAGUCACUGUAUGCUCGCCCGACUCUACCGGAUAUUGAAAGUGAUCUUGAGUGUGAUAUCUGUCGACGUCCGUUCCCCAAUCCCUAUGUCCUUCAAAUGCACAAGUACUAUUUUCAUGGUUCUAGCCAAGAAUCGGGACACCAGGAACAAUUCAACCUGUACCCACAUCAAUCACCGCAUGAACAGCUGAGACAGCUCGCUCUACACGCCCAGCAACAAGCCAGACAACAGCAACAGCAUCACCAGAAGAGGAUACAGGAACAACAGAAGCAUCUCGAGCACCAACAGAGAUUACAGAAGCAGGAGGAGGAACAGAGGGAGCAGGCGAGGUUAGAGCGAGAGAGGCCAACACUAGUGGUCACAUCGGAAGAUGGUCAGGGUGAGAGAGGAGAGGACCCGCCUCGGCCCUCUGUAAUUGAGUCGGCAGGCUCUGGGGAGUCAGACGCUAGCGAGGAUCUCCGCAAGCUUCAAUCUAUGAUUCUUCAGCUGAACCGUCAAGGAGAGAUGGGUCUGCGGUGUCGACUAUGUAAUAAGGACGUGGGAAACAAGUACUUCCUGCGGGCGCACAUGAUGACGGAGCACGGGAUUUUAGGUCACGAGGAGGUCUCUGCCCCUCCCAGUGAGGCUGCUCAAACUCCAAAAACCCCAAGAGAACCCACUCCAAAAGUCUCAGUCUCACCUCCACCUACACCUUUGUCAGGGGAAAAUCAAGCGUUCUGUAAUAUUUGCAAAAAGGAUUUCUUUUCACGAUACAUCUUGCAGCAACACAUGCUCAGUGCCCACGGAGUGUUCACACCACCAGCGCCACCCACCUCUUUCAUGGAGCGGAUUAGGGCAGAGGUGGAGAGUCGGGAAGAACGGAAACCUCAGUCUACUUCUCGGUCCUACUGUGAAAUAUGUAACAAAGAACUUUGUAACAAAUAUUUCAUGAAGACACACAUGUUGAAGAUGCACGGCAUCAACGUGGAGAACGGCGUCUCAGGUGGGGUGACCUGUGACUUGUGCAAUAAAGAACUGUGUAGCAAGUACUUCCUGCGCGUGCACAAGCAGAACACCCACGGGAUGGUUGAGGAAGGGCGUGAGAGCGACGAAGGAAUUGUGAAGUCCGAGAUUGAAUCCUGUCCGCUGUGUUCCCGCCGAUUCAAGAACCGCAAGUGGCUAAAGACCCAUUUAACGAGCGACCACGAUGAUGAAGGCAAAGAAAAAUGGCAAGAGGUGGAGGCGUCAACAGUGGUGCGCGAAGGUGGCCAACAGAACGGCUCAGCGUGCGGUCUGUGUGGCCACGUAGUGCCAGACCUGGUGGCCCUCCAGCUCCACGUCAUCAAGAUGCACGGCACUCCAGUUGAAACCAUGAACACAGACUCUCAAACCAUAGAUGACACAAGAAUACGUUCUCUGCAGUGCUCACUAUGCCCCUUCACGGCACCUUCACCAGCACUGCUGUUCGCCCACGCCCGUACCCACGCCCCAGGUAUGCCCCCCUUGCCGGGUAUGCUGGGGCAGUCAUUUCCUUGUCCACUGUGUUCACAAGUAUUGCCCAACUUUGAAGCCUACCAACACCACCUGAUACAACACCAGCUUCAGGGGUUUCUGAAACCCCUACUAGAAAAAGACAAUUCUUCAGAACCCAAUGCCCCCAAACCAUUUAAAGCCCCAGAGGAGAGCAGUGAGGAGGCUGCCCCGCGUGCACCACCUGCCAAGCGCAAAAAGCGCUGGCGGUGUUCUCAGUGCGGCCGGCGCUUCAAGUCACGAGCGUUAUGUCUGGCACACGUCCACGCCACGCACAACCCCAGGGCACGCGGCACCUGGCUCGGCCGUCCUGCUGUCCACCGUCGCCUCUUUAAGUGCCGCAAAUGUGGCGCAGUAGCGCAGCGUUUGACGGCGCUGCGACAACACAUUCGUGAGCAGCAUCAGGUGGGAUCGGGCGUACCCACCUCCCACGCCACGCCCACCAAGCCCCGGGCAGCGGGGCGCUUCGUGAUGCAGCCGUUCUUGCUGAACAACGAGGGGAGUGAAGGAGGCGACGAGGGUGAGAAAGAGGAGGAGAGGCAGAGUGAGCGGCGGCAGUUUGUGCCCUCCCUGGUGUACCUGCCUGUGGCCCGCCGCGUACACCGCCCCCUCACCGUCUCCUUCAGUCUCACGCCCGCGUGAGCUCCGCGCCCUCCGGCGCACCACAACUCAGGGUCUCGCUCUUCUACAAAGUACAAUCACGGGGCGGACUGGACCCGGGCGGUACAGCCCUGGGUCUAGUCCAGUGGGCCGCAGUCCUUCCCGCCGCACAGGUGCUAAACGCCCGCCACUGUGGGCGGUUUGAGCCCGCGGCAGCGCGGGUGCGACGAUAUGGCGCGGGUGGUGCUCGGCGCGGCUCGUGGCUCGCUCCGUACUCUCCUCUAUAUCACUGUACCUCAGUACCAAUCAAAACCGGGGGACUGGUCACUACUCACGCCCACCCGUCUCCCGUGUGGGCGUGGGGGUGCUCAGUCUGGGUUGUGAGGGCGCGGGCAGGGCGAGGGUGUUGGCUGUAACCAACACUAUGCUAUAUCAGGUGGUCUCCACUGGCUACACCCGCUACAUACACCUCCUGCCUCACACGGGUGUAGUCUUGCUCGCACAAAUUUAAUCACUAGUACACUUCUCUACACACCCCCAUGUCCUCCUCACCCACAGCUCGGUAGCUUUAAUAACACAGGAUAUAACCAUAUAAAGACUGGCCUCAUUCACAUGGUCUUACAUCACAACAUGAAGCCUCUCUCUCUUUCCACACACGGCCAAUAACACGAAACAUUUAACACCACGAGGAAACAGAAACAAACAAACACACACACACACACACACACACACACGCACGCACGCACGCACGCACGCACACACACACGCACACACACACACACACACACACACACACACAAGAGUACACUCACUUCGCCUCACAUCUCACGAGAGGGGGGGGACGCUGUUACCUGGGGCAGGUAUGUGUGUGUGUGUGUGUGUGUGUGUGUGUGUGUGUGUGUGUGUGUGUGUGACCAGGCGUGUGAGCCAGUGGAGUCACCGCCGUAUUCAGAGGGGCCUUUCCUCGACCUUGUUCCGCGCCCGACCGUCAGGGAUAAAUUUAAAGCUCUUCAUAACGUUAUUAUUAAUAUUACUACUAAUAUCACUGUGACCUCUAUAUCUAAUAAAUAUAUAUCCAAGAUAAUGGUUAGAGUUGUAUACAGAAUCUUUUUUGCUGUGUGUAUGUGUGUAUGUCUGUGUGUAUGUGUGUGUGGGUGUUAAUGUUAGUUUCCAGGAUAUAUCAAUUACAUGGAGUGGACGUCCUCUUAAUUACGGAGUUUUAACCCCCGGGUGUGCUGGCCGCCCUCAACCAUGGUGUAAUGUACAGUCUAGCCGGCAGUAAUUUUAGUGAAAAAAGUCCUUAGUGGUUUAAAUAAUAAUAAUAAUAAUAAUAAUAAUAAUAAUAAUAUAAAAAUGCCGUCGUUGUUCAAACUGUGUUAUUUUUGGCGAGGUUGGUUGCGCCUCUAUGACUGUUUCUGUUGUGCAGGAGGCCAGGAUGGGAGUGAUACAGUAUUGUGUUGUGGUAAGAGGGACGUAAACCUCUUCUUUUCGCCGCUAUACCUGAAUAGCCAACACAUGUUAAUUACAAGUGUAUGGAAUCCAUACUGACGAAUAAUGGGCUACAGAUUGUCACUUGAGUAAUAAAUACUUUCUUCUCAAAAGAAAAAGAGAAAAUUGAGCCCUUAUUGUAGGCUAACGUAAGGCUCAGGUUUGUCUAUGUCUUAAGUUCAGGUUUAGGUCUCUUUAUCAUGACGCCUCCUGUGGCUUGCCAGUGUCAAAAUAUACUGAUCAUCUGUGAAAAGAUGAAAAGGUCUAUUGUAAUUUAUUAUUUCACUGAUAACAUUGCUACUUACGUAAUUUACUCACCACAGUGUCUGAAGGUUGGCAUGGCAGAUAUUUGUAAAAUAAAUUAUUACUGA